CAGCAACACCGCUGGACCGCUCUCUAAACAGCCGUGACACAGUCCGGGUAAUCGAACUCUUCACUGAUUUUGCAGAUAGAACGUGGAACAGUGCAGCACGGGAACAGCAAGUCAGCAGUCCGUUUGAGCAAGGUUAACGAGAAGGAGAAUCGGGAGAUUAAAUAAAGAGCACUGAAAAAACUGAGGCACAUCAGCUAAUUAAAAGAAGGAUUAAUCCCAGUGCCAUGUGCCAGUGAUGGCAGGAAUAGUAAUAUAGGCCAGAUGAAUGAGUGGCUGAGGAUCGGGUGCAUGUGGCAAAGAUUCGGAUUCUUGCAUCAUUGGAAUCUCUUCUGGAGCAGAGGACACCUGUACAAGAAAGAUGGGUUGCACCUGAACUGGAGGGGGACAAAUAUCCCGGCAGGAAGCAUUGCCAGUGCGACUUGGACAGAGUGCUACAGGUGUGACAGAGUGAGCGAUGGCUGGCGUUCUAUCCAACCUGUACUACAGAGCCCAAGAUGCGAAGGAUCUGGCAGAUGCUUAUCUCCGUGAAGGUGAGAAGGGUCUUCCAAUCGGUUAUCGAGAGAAAAGCCAAGGAGUUCGCCAACGUGCAGCUUCGGAUUUCCGUGAUGGGUGAAUCCGGGUCUGGUAAAUCGACCAUGAUCAACGCUCUGCUCGGGUUGAAUGAGGAUGAAGAAGGAGCUGCCCCAACUGGCUGCGUGGAGACCACCACUGAAAUAACACCCUACUCCCACCCCACCCUCCCUAACGUUCAGUAUCAUGACUUCCCCGGACUGAACACGCCAAAAUUCCCAGUGAAAACGUUCAUGAAAAGGACCAACUUUUCGCAGUAUGAUUUGGGCAUCAUUGUGACGGGAUGUAGGUUCACGGAGAACGACCAAUUACUAGCCAAUGCGCUGAAGAAGGCGGGUAAACCCUUCUACCUGGUGCGCUCCAAGAUCGACGACUCUGUCAGGUCGGAGAGCCACAGGAAGGGUUACAACCAGGAGAAAAUGUUCCAGCGUGUGAGGGAAAACUGCAUCUCCUCACUGAAGGCGGCAGGGAUACAGGACCCUCGCGUUUUCCUCUGUUCCGCCUUUGACCUGGAUGAGUACGACUUCCCCAAGUUAAAGGAGAACGUGGUGUCCAAUCUCUCGGAGACUCUGAAGAAUCUAUUCCUGGUGUCUCUCCCCAAUACAUCCGAAGCUGCGAUAGAGAGUAAACGCGAUGCUCUGCGGUGUUUCAUCCAGAUUUUGGCCAUCGGCUCGGGGUUAUCGGUGCAGUUCCCGUGCCGGGUUUGUCCCUGGCCUGUGACCUGGUCCUCAUUGCCUCAGGUAUCCUGACUAUACGGCAGACCCUGGGUCUGGACGAUAGGUCUCUGGGCAAACUGGCCCAGAGAGUGGGGACAAGUGUGGCGGAGCUGCGAAAAAGUACCGAGCACGACUGGGUGUUUGGGGAGAUCAACCGGGAGCAGGUGAUACUGUUGCUGCAGAGAAGCACUGUGGCGCUGGCGCUGACAGCUGCCGAGCCAUUCCUCGACCUUGUCCCCAUUCUGGGCUCUCUCUAUGGGGCGACAACGUCCUUUGGGGUCACUCUCCAGAUGUUGAACAAUUCACUGAAUCUGAUGGUGGAAACAGCUAAAAUCGUCCUGAGAAAUGCCAAGGCAGCAGCUUCUGCAGCUCCUGGUAAUGGCGCACGUUACCGCGGGCUUUAGACAGGGCAGCCCAUGUUAACCUGACCCCUGGGAUAUUCUUGUUCACUCUUUGUCCUCAGGAAUAUCUCCAGUGCCCCUGUCCCGAGAAAUAUUGUCGUUAACCUCGUGUCCAAGGAUUAUCCUUGUUACUCCCUGUACAAAAGGGCAUUCCUGUUCCCAUACCCUUGGAAGUAUCUCUGUUAACCCCUCCCAAGGAAUAUUCCUGAACCUCUGUUCCAAGCCAUGCCCUUGUUACACCAUCCUGGUAUCUAUUACACUGUCUCAAAGUUUUUUCCAUACCCUGUCCCCAGGUGAAUUCCUGUUACCCCCUCGCCCUGCCGAUGUACGCCUCUUACCCCCGUGUCCGGGAGGUGUUUCCCACAUUUGCUGCCUGACCCACUGAACAGUCCCACCACUUCCAGAUUUAUCUCAGAUUUCCAUCAUCUGCAGCACUUUGCUUCAGAAUGUCUCUCACUUUAAUUUUGAUUGAGUAAUCCUGAUGUAGAUGCUUAAUGCCUUCCUUUCCGACGGAUUGUCACCUGUCUGACAAUCCUUUCCUCUGAACUGCUGUGUAUUUCCAGCGUUUGAUGAUUUCAUUUUUGAUUUCCAACACUUGCAACAUUACGCUUUUGUAGUUUCAAGAUUGUGAUCCUGACGUCCGGAUAAAGUGUUGGAAUGUUGGUCAUUCCCCAUCGAUCUGUGGGAAAUGUUGUCGCUGGGUGCAGUGGGGGUGUGUUCACUCUGAAACACAAUUGGAUGGAGCUGUAAUUUCUCAGCAAUGGCCACCCUCGGGCUGACUGUCUUUCCCCUGACCAGGACUGUCACUGUCUUGAAGAAGGGUCCUGACCCGAAACAUUGACCGCCUGCUUUUCUCCACGGAUGCUGCCUGGGCUGCUGAGUUUCUCCAGCAUCAUCUUGUUUUUCAUCUAGAUUCCAGCAUCUGCAGUCCUUUGUUUCUCUGUCACUGUUUUUCAUGUGGUACAGGGUCACUGGAGGGUGCCGCCAUUAUCUGAAACCCCAGAGUCAGACCAUCUAUAUCCUACUCGUUGUUGGCCACCUCUGUUCCGGUGGAAGCCCGAACCCUGUCCGGUGCAAAAUACGGCAGUUGGUUAACGCUUUCAUCCUGCCCACUGUUCCGUGCCUGCUACCACAGUGCAUCAGCACUGAUCGAAGCUGAGGUACAGUAGGGUGCCCUGGUGUUUUAUUGGUGCCCAGAAUUGUUCAGGAGAAAGAAGCAACUGCGGGAAAUGCACAGUUUAAUGUUCAUCACAAUUGUUAUCAAAACAAGCUUUAGUUGGAACUGGACAUGUUGGAUGGAGCCCAGUUCAGGGCAGUUGGGCUGAAUGUCCUCUCCUGAUGUGUGCGAAUAUCCCAGCACUACGGUAGUUCUAUGUUCCACUGCUGUGUGCAUUCUUUCAUUCAUUUCCAGCAUGUGCACCAUUGCCAGUGCCAGAAUUUAUUGCCUUAGACUGUUCGCUCCUCCGUUCAGAGUGCAGAAGAUCAAAAGAUUCCUUCCUAACUGGCGGCCAGAUGGGUUUUGCUGACAACCAAGAACAUCCAUGGUCACCCACACUGAUCUGCCUUCAAUUACAAUGCAUUCCGUUCACUGAAUUUAAAUUCCUCAGCCCCACUGCGAUUUGAAUUCAUCCUCCUGAAUUAUUUCGUCCAUCUCUCGAUCCAGUAUCCAAAUCUGGAGGUCACCGUGCACAUCACUUUUCAUCACAGCCUAAUUUAAUGUGUUUUUUUUCUGUUAGAUUUUGAUGCACAUUUGAAUCAAGAUUAAAUUUCAGACAAAAGCCAACAUCUACCUCUCUGUCCAUUCUGCUUAUUUGUGAAUAAGGAAGAAUUCUUUUAACCUGCAGGGAUCCACCUCUCCAGUGUAACGAGACAACUCUGAUCAUAAGUUUUGCUUAGGAGGCAAGAGUCAGGUCAACAACACAGAGGCUUUAAUGCAGAGGAUACAGGGAGAAUGGAGGCAAGUAACACAUUACAUCGUCAUCGACUGAAUUGGAGUUGGUUGCUCUAAAUACUCUCGUUACCAUACAGGGCCUAUCAUUAUAUGGUGAGAUACCUCAUUCUGCUCGAUAGCCCUGUGCACUGAAUUCACACUCCUGCUGGGGAACGUUGGUGUCAGGAGUAACAGAAGAGCUCUUUUGAAGGACUGUGUCCUCAGCAUGAGUGAUUAAGCUCAUCCUAACAGAUCCAUUGGCCGUGGAUGGUUCUGUCCUUGACCGUGUUGGUAUCUGACACAUCCGGAGACUGAACCCUGAGCCUCCAUGAGAAAGCAGCAGCAGAACUGGUUCCCUCCAGAAUCUGUAACCUCACCGCCCGGUGUCUCCCUCACUGACCAUCACCGUCAGGUCAAGUGAUCAACACUGGGUCAGUGAGGUGUAUUUGUCAGGUUCACAACAGCCAUACACAUACAUGAAGCAUCAUCCUCACAAAGAUGCAAGACAGGAUUACAUGUGCACUAACCAAUGGUAACAUGCAACCGACAGAGCAAGGACAAAUCAUAUGAGAGCUAUUCAGUCCUGACACACCUGGUCGUCAAUGGGGGUGGAGCAAGGGUAGCACCAUGGAUCUAGGGACAACACUCCAGUGGGUCUCAGGGCAGUGUCCUCAGUACAACCAACAUCAACUGUUUCAGCAAUGACUUUCCUUCCAUCAGAAAGUCAGAAGUGGGGAUGUUGGCUGACACUCCUCAGAAAAUGAAGCAGGCAAUGCCUGCAGGGGACGAGCCCUUGUCAACAUCCAGCCAUGCGCUGCAUGAGGACACAAGAACCAGAAGGAGGAUUCAGUUGUGGUGAUGUCUCGAACUGUUACAGGUCAGUCGUUAGACACUGGCUUACUGGGAAAUGGACAUUUCCUGGCACUAUUGUGUGUUACGAACCAGCAACAAACGAAACACACUGAGUCAUGAUUCAGUGUUAAAAACUAUUUUAUUAAUCACUACUUAUGAUAAUACGAAAAAUAAAAGUAAAAAUGUUGGUAUGUUAGAAUUAAAAAAUGUUAAACCUUGAAUAUUAACCCCAAAACUAAACUCUUCGUGUGUGUGUGUGGCAAAGUCCCAAACUCCAAGUGCAGGAAUAUUUCUUAAAGUUCAGUUCCGCAAGCCACAAGGUGAUACAUGAGCAAAGACUUCUUCAACAACCACUGUUGUCUGAAGAUAAGACGUAGAUGUAGAGAACAUAGGGAGAGCAAUUACGAAAUCCAAAUGUUCCACGAUGGAACACAAACGACACUCCAGUGUUUACUCGGUAGUGACUUCCUCACCCCGAAAACCAUCCGAAUCGUGGUCGUCCACACACAAAUACCUGUUUCCUUCUACAGGUCAGCAACAAAGUGAACUCCACCGGAUUACUUCCAACUUCCAUACAUGGAUUUCAGUGGCAGACAGUUAUUGUUUUUCAUCCAUUGAUAGAGAAAAACUAGCAGGUUGGUGUCUCUCUCCCUUCUCUCUCUCUUCUUCUGCUUCUUCAACAACAU
Molecule: messenger RNA, 5155 nt
Organism: Pristis pectinata (smalltooth sawfish)
Lineage: Eukaryota; Metazoa; Chordata; Chondrichthyes; Rhinopristiformes; Pristidae
Product: T-cell-specific guanine nucleotide triphosphate-binding protein 2-like
Exons: 4
Coding region: 495-1319 (274 amino acids)
Biological process (GO): cellular response to interferon-beta; defense response
Cellular component (GO): endoplasmic reticulum membrane
Molecular function (GO): GTPase activity; GTP binding
Source: RefSeq, a predicted model, not a curated record